AUGAAGGGGAGGGGAAUAUUGCCUGAUGAUGUCACAAUGAACACAACAUUGUGCUUCUUAUGCAAGGCUGGAAUGAUGGAUGUUGCCAUGGAUUUAUAUGAUUCGAGGGCAGAGUUUGGCCUUUCAGUGAGUUGCAUGGCUUAUAAUUAUCUUAUAAAUACUCUAGUGGGGGAUGGUACUAUUGAUGAAGCAUAUCGUGUGUUGAGAAAUUCAAUAGAACAUGGUUAUUUCCCUGGAAAAAAGACUUUCUCCAUUAUUUCUGACGCUCUUUGCAGAGAAGGAAAGCUCGAUAAGAUGAAAGAGUUGGUUUUUGUUGCAUUAGACCGGAAUAUCAUGCCCAAUGACUUGACUUACGACAAGUUCAUAUCAGCUCUCUGUAGGGCCAAGAGUACAUAUGUUCCCCUGAUCAAUGGUUUUAACAAGUUGAGUAGAGGGGAUAUUGCUGCUAGAUUACUCAUAGAAAUGCAAGAAAAAGGUUAUCACCCAAAAAGGAAAUUGUAUGGAGAAGUGAUUUGCUGUUUAUGUCAAACGGAUGAUGCAGAGAAGCAAGUUUUCAGAUUGCUAGAGAUGCAGCUGGCUCGGCUUCAGCCCAGUUCACGUAUUUACAAUUUCUUCAUUGAUGGUGCUGGGCAUGCCAGAAACCUUGAGCUUGCUAGGCAAGUAUAUGAAAUGAUGACAAGAAGUGGUCUCUUACCGGACUUGAAUUCUGACAUACUAAUGUUGCAAAGCUACCUGAAAAGCGAAAAAAUUACUGAUGCUCUAAAUUUCUUCCAUGAAGCAUACAAGAGGAGAGACCGUAGAAAACUGUGGCAGACGAUGAUUGUUGGUUUUUGCAAAGUUAACAAACCAGAGCAUGCAUUACAGAUAUUUGAAAUUAUGAAAGCGAACAAGUUACCAAGUCUGGAAUCUUUUGAGGAACUUGUGAAGUUGUAUUGUCAUCAUAGACAAUACUAUAAGGUUGUAGAACUUAUCAAUGAUAUGACUCAAAUUGGGCGUCCUAUUUCUUCCUUUAUCGGCAAUGUACUUCUGUUGAAUUCUUUGAGAACUCGGAAACUAUAUGAUGCGUGGGCUUGUUUAAGUCAUAAGCAAAAUCUAACACCUGUCAGUUGGAAAUUGGGCCAGCUGGUGUUGAAGAUAAAGGAGGAAUCCAAAUGUGAAGAACAGGAUAAGUUUUCUUUGAUUUCGAGAGUGGGCAUCCAGCAACUCCAAUUGUUGAUAUUUUUUCUAGCUGUCUUCCAUGUUUUGUCCAGUUUUCUCAUAUUCAGUCUUGGGACAGCUAAGACUCUGAAUAAGGAACAAACCGUUGAAUCCCCUGGCCUCAAUAUCAUGACUACUAUGUUUUAG
Molecule: messenger RNA, 1344 nt
Organism: Fraxinus pennsylvanica
Lineage: Eukaryota; Viridiplantae; Streptophyta; Magnoliopsida; Lamiales; Oleaceae
Source: the annotation of a GenBank genome assembly